Seminavis robusta is the source of this 651-nucleotide messenger RNA. Lineage: Eukaryota; Bacillariophyta; Bacillariophyceae; Naviculales; Naviculaceae. The record is from the annotation of a GenBank genome assembly.
AUGUCAUCGCUUUGCAAUGACGAGGUGAAGAUUGCGUUCUUCUCCAAACGCAGCGGAUAUGCGACAGCAGUGAGCAAUGAUACUCUUGCAAAGAUUGUUGCUGGUAUCAAGCAUGGUAUCGAGCGUUGCAUUGACCGAGCGUGUGAUGUUGACAUGUUCGCUUGUAUUCAAGGAGAAAAGUACAUUCCCAACAGUCUCCCAAUCAACCUGAAAGAAAUCAAUGCAACAAUGGAAACCGGUGGGAAUGGAGAUCUUCGAUUCAAAACAAAAACAGGUAACCAUACUUUGCACGUGCUUUUCAGCGGUGGUGGCACCCCAUUUCGUGUUCAGAUUGUCGACCGUCCACAAGAAAACCAAACUGGCAGAGUCCAUCGUCGCCCCCCUCGCCAGAACAUGGUUCCUCCGCCUCGCAACGACAUGGGUCCUCCCACACAAUUUCCCUCAGGCCAAGCCCAACGUCGUGAAUCGGUCCGCAACAGACAGCCUUCUGAUGAUUCGUCGUCGUCGGAACAUAGUCCUGCUCGUCCUAUCAAGAUGCGCCGUCGGCAGCCAACCGCACCGCGUCCUCCUCCAAGCGACAGCGACGAUUCCUCUUCUGCUGAGGAAUACAAUGAUUUUUCACAGCUAACAGGGCGGCGUAAGCGCACUUGA